UUCAUAAUGUCGAUGUCGUUUCAUACGUUUUGUUGUCUUCAUAAUCGCCAUUGUCGUCAGUCAGUGAGUUUUGUGCGGUGUCGUGACUCUGGCGGUUGUUUAGUUCCUUUCUGGCUGCUGUCAAAUGUCGUCAUGUUUUGAAAAUCUAACGCGUGACACGGUUAAAAUAUUUAAUAAACAAGCAAAUUAAGUCAAACACAAAACAAAAAUUAUUGUAAUAAAAAAAAAGAAUAAAUUGUAAAAACUGAUUAAUUAAAAAAUUAUUACAAAAAAAUAUUAAAUACAAAAAUAAUUAAACAAAUCUUUUUUUUAAAGAAAAUUCAAUUUUGAAUUUUUUUUUUUAUUUCAAAAAAUAAAAAAACCGGUUAAUUUAGAUGACAAGUGAAGUGUAGCAAGUGAAAUUUUUGUUUACCAAGUUUUAGUUUUUUAUAAAUAAAUAAAAAACAAAUUAAAAAAGCAUUUACAUUAAAGCUGGUUGGCCAAUAGAAGAAAAUUGAAAGAAAAAGUCUUAUUCAAAAAAAAGUAUAAAAAAACACACAAUUAUAUACAUAAAUUUUAUUAUAAACAAACAAAAAAAUUGUAAUAAUAAUAAAAACAAAAACAACUAACAGAAAAAGUAAAAGAAAAGUUUUAAAUGUGAAAACUAUAACAAACAACACAAUAUCUAAAGUAUUUCUGUGAGCAAGAAAAUUUAUUAAAAAAAAAUCAAAAAACAAAACAGUAUUCAAAAAGUUUUUAAAGAAAAUAAUUCCAAAUAAAGAAAAUUUAAGAAAAAAAUUAAACCCAAAUAUUAAUUUUUAAUCAUAAAAAAAGUUCCUGUUGAUUUUUAAAAGAAAAACAAAUAAACAAACGUGAAAAAAACAACCAAAACUCUGGAUUACAUUUCAUCACAAACAGUAUUAAAAACCUAAAUAAAAAAAUAAACAAAAAUAAUCUCAAAAAUCUUUAACAUUUAUUGGAUUAACUACAACAACUCUACUACUGCUACUAAACUAGUACUACCACAAAUAACAAAAAUCAGCUCUAAUGGAUUAAACUAAAUACCAACAAAUCAAAUCAAUCAUACAUUCAUUCAAACAAAACAAUUUUGUUUAUUUUGGAUUGUUGAGAAUUUUUUUUGUUUUUAAUGAGCCACAAAAAAAUUCUCAAAUCUUUUUAAUUGACCCCCGGAUUUUUAAGACAUGCAAUUAAUUGUUGACAAAAUUCCCAUGUUUUCGAAACAAACAACAAAACGUAAUUCCAAAAAAAAAAAUGAUGAAAUGAAUGGCCAAGCAGGCUCCUCAAGGGCUCCAGCCUUAGGGGGCCAAAUAUCACCACCUGGCGGUUAUACAGAAGCACAACACCAACAGCAGCAACAAUUCCAGCAACAACAGCAAUUCUAUCAACAACAACAGCAGCAAAAUUUCCAACAUCAACAACAUCAUCCACAUCUCAAUCAGCAGCAGCAACAGCUUCAUCAUCAUCAGCAGCAGCAGCAACAACAACAGCAGCAACAACACCAACAGCACCAGCAACACCAACAACAUUUUUUAAAUCAUGCCAAUAAUUCAUAUCCCGUUAGUGGUGGUGGCGGUUCUUAUUUAGGCGAAUCCGAUAGUUUACGCACUUUAAAUAAUACCUUUGGUCCCAAUUCGGAAUUUACCUCAUCGGCGCUCAAAGAAGAACGUCUACAAUUUCCCGGCGGCCACACUAGAGACAGUGUUAGCGCUGGUGCUGCCAGCAGUGGUGGUGUUAUAAGUCCUGCCUUAACUUCGCCCGCGGCAAAUUCGCAAAGUAAUCCUUCGGCGAAUUAUAAUAAUAUGGUAACAGCUACUGGUGCUCAACAGGCCAAUAUGGAUGCUAUGAGUAGUUAUAGUCAGAUGGGUGGUAUGCACCCUGGAGCCAAUAAUGGCAUGAUGAGUACAUCAGCACAGUCACAACACACGCAUCAAUAUAUGAAUGGUAAUGGUCCUGGUGGUGUUGGUAUGAAUCCAGCGGCCAUGGGUCCCAUGUCGGGUGGCAGUGGUGGCGGUGGCAGUGCAGCAAGUCAAGCCAAUAUGCAAAUGAAUCAAAUGGGUGGUGCAAAUGGUAAUGCAGUUGGCUCUAUGAAUCCAGCUGGUCAAAUGAAUGGCAUGCCAGGUUAUAAUAAUGGUAUUGGGGGACCAGCAACGGCGUCAGCGAGGCAUCAUCAAAUGUCGAGCAUGAAUCAAAUGCAAAAUAUGUCUAUGAAUGGUAUGGGUGGCAUGCAAUCCGGCGGCGGUGGUGGUGGUAUGGGUCCUGGUGGUUCGGCCAGUAGUAUGUCGUUGCAUCAGCAGCAGCAACAGCAGCAAAUGAGUGCCAUGAAUCCUAUGGCUAAAAUGCAAGGUAUGGCCAAUGGUGGUUACAAUCAAAGACGCAUGACACCCUAUCCCAAUCCACAAAUGCAUGCGGCACAAAAGAGAGGUGGCAUGUAUCCCAUGAAUUCUCAAAAUGUUCCUCAACAACAGGGCGGUGGCAUGCCAUACGGUGCUGGACAAAUGCAUCCACAAACGAGUAAUGGUGUACCUUUGCCCAUGCAAGCUGGCUAUGGGCGUGCAGGUCCUAUGGCCGGCUAUGGUAGACCCGGAAAUUGUGGCAGUAUGAGUGGUAUGGGUCCUGGAGGCAUGGGUCCCGGUGGUAUGGGUCCUGGCAGCAUGGGUCCUGGUGGCAUGGGUCCCGGUGGCAUGGGUCCUGGUGGUAUUGGUCCUGGUGGCAUGGGUCCAGGUGGUAUGGGUCCUGGCGGCAUGGGUCCUGGUGGCUGUAUGAGUUCUAUGCAACGUUUUGGCGCUGGUGGUUACGGUCCCAGUUCACAUCAUUCUCAACAGGCACAAUUUUAUCCUGGCUCUCAACCUGGUAUGGGUAUGAAUGGUGGCAGCUCUGCUGGUGGCAUGUGUCCGGCUGGUCCCGGCUCUGCUUCCAGUACUGGCAAUCCUUAUCAAAAUCAAGGUUUUCAACAAAAUUAUCAACACAGUCCAGUUCCUGGCAAUCCAACACCUCCUUUAACACCCGCCUGCAGUGUACCCUACGUCAGUCCAAAUCCUGAUAUUAAACCUCAAAUGGAUAAUUGCGAAGAAAUGAGACUGACAUUCCCAGUACGUGAUGGCAUUAUACUUCCACCUUUCCGUUUGUUACACAAUCUUUCCGUUAGCAAUCAUGUAUUCCACCUUAAGCAAAAUGUUUACAAUACCCUCAUGUGUCGAUCGGAUUUGGAACUACAAUUAAAAUGCUUCCAUCAGGAUGAUAGACAAAUGAAUACCAAUUGGCCACAUACAGUUACUGUAUCGGCUAAUGCUACCCCACUUAAUAUAGAACGUUCCGAGAAGACCGGUCAAGCUUUAAGGCCGCUAUAUUUGAAAUCUGUUUGCCAACCGGGACGUAAUACGUUACAGUUAACUGCUAGUUCCUGCUGUUGUUCUCACUUAUUCGUUUUACAACUAGUCCAUCGACCAUCUGUGCGGCAAGUAAUGCAAAGUUUACACAAACGUAAUCUGCUACCUUUGGAACAUAGUGUGGCCAAGAUUAAGCGCUAUUUUGCCAUUGGUAUGGUGGGCGGCAGUGGUCCAAAUUCACAAAAUCCCGAUGGCUCUAGCAAUGGCAACAAUGUGAAUGAUCCUAACAAAUGUGCAAAGAUCUCAUUGAAAUGUCCGAUCAUGAAAUCUCGAAUACGUUUGCCUGCCCGUGGUCUUGAAUGCAAACAUGUCCAGUGCUUCGAUUUGGAGGGUUAUCUAAUGAUGAACUGCGAACGAGGAACGUGGCGUUGUCCGGAAUGUAGUAAACCUGCGUUAACCGAAAGUCUAGAAAUCGAUCAGUAUUACUGGGCCAUUUUGAAUACACUCAGCAAUACGGAUGUCGAAGAAGUGGUCAUUGAUUCCUCAGCUAAUUGGCGAGCAGUGCAGGGUAACAUACAAGGAAGUCCAAAUAGUAAUACGGGCAGCAGUGUAGGUGGUGGUCCAGCCGGCCCCUCGUCAGCUGGCUCUAGUGUUGGCAAUCCCAAUAAUAAUAAUAGUAAUAGCAUGAGCAUACCGGCCAUAAAACAGGAAAAUUUCAGCGAUGACAUGACUAAGGCUAUGUCGCCCGGUUCAACGCAAUUACCCACAUGGGAUAAUACACAAGCAAUGAGUCCUUAUAACUGUCAUGAUAUGAAUUCUAUUGCCAAUGGUAAUAUGAUGGGCGGUAGCAGUGGCAAUCAAAGUGGCAAUAAUAGUGUCGGCAAUCGCAAUAGUUUCGAUAAUUUUAAUAAUCCACAAACACCGGGUGAUAUGCAACAGCAACAACAGCAGCAGCAACAGCAGCAAGAUUCAGCCCAUCAAAACAACUCUAUGACACAUUUAAAUGAACCUCUAGAUCAACUAAAUGCCAUGGAGAAAUCCCUUAACGAUCAGAUGCCCCAUACCCCGCAUACACCACAUACACCUGGCGGUGCCAGUCAUCCCAUGACACCAGGCGGUCCACCUUCGGUUAGUUCGGCUCACAAUGAGCCUAUGAAUGCUACACCGAAUGGCGGUAAUAAUUCCAGUAAUCACAAUUCGCCACAAACUCCGGGUACUCCCAAUAAUCGCAUGUCUACUGGUGGCAGUAGUCAACAACAAGAUGGUCAGCAGCAGCAACAGCAGCAACAACAAACACAACAACAGUCACAACAAGAACAAAUUAUUAACUCAUUAAUAAAUUCACAAUCAUCCGAUUUGGUGAAUCUCAAUGAGGGCGAUUUAAAUGCCGAACUAAAUAGUUUUGUUCCUUCAAAUAUGAGUCAUGCCGAUGCCGCCAAUGAUUUGAAUCUGCUCUCGGAUGUUGAUCCUUUGGAAAUAUUGUCCUAUUUAGAUCCGCAACCGGAUUUAAAUACCCCACCCUCCAGCGGCUCUAGUAAUAACAAUAACAAUGAAGAUAUUCUGGCCUCCUUAUUUGAUUAAAUUAAUUAAAUUAUUAUAUCUUUAACAUGCUUUAAAACCAACAAUUUAAUAGGUGUGUUCGUUCAUUUCAUAAAACUAAAGUAUAACUGGAAGAAUAAAGAAAUUUUCCGUUCCAAGAAAGUUUAAUAAGAACACAUCUAAUGUAAAUAGAAACAUUUCCUUCAAUAACAACAGCAAAUUCUUUAUCAAAUAAAUAUUAUAAACAAAUAUAUCUAAAAGUUUAAAGAAAACAUCAAGAAUAUUUAGAAAAAUUUAUGAUAAAACCAAUCCCAACUAAAUACAUUGUAAAUAGUAUUACUAAAUUAAAAAAUAUAUAUAUAAUAAAAAGCGUACGAAGUUUAAUUUUAAAACUAACGAAAAAUAUUUAAAAAAAAAAAUUGAAAUUUUGUGAAACAGCAGCUUAUAAAUGUAAUAAAAGCUAUGAAACAAACAAAAGGUGUUUUAAAAAAACUAAACUACACUAAAAACUAAAAGAAAUAAACGAUUUUGAAAACAAUGAAAUGUGAUUUUAAAAAUUAAAACUUUAAACAAAAAAAAUUAAAAAAUAAUAAAAUUAUAUAUUAACACAAAUACAAAAAAUACAGUUAUGGUUUUGAAUUCUAUUUAUAUUUAUAUUUUUUGUUAUAUUUUGCAAAAUUUCAAUUAAGUUUUUAUUAAAAUUAUUUUGUAAUAUUUUAUAGUAUGUAAUAACAAUCGCUUUUUCAACUAUUAUUUUAUUAAAACAUUUUUUUAUUCAAAAUGUUUAUUUUUUUUCUUUUACAACUUGUACAAAGUAUUAAAUUUUUAUAAAAAAAAAACAUUACAAAAAUUGUUAAAUAAUUUUAAAUAAUUAAAAUAUAAUGUAAACCAUAUUCUUAAAAAAUUAUAUUAAAUAAAAAAAACCCUAUUAUGCUUAAAAUUAUACAAAAUAAAUAAUUAGUUUCAUAAGUUGUAAUUUUUAAAUAAUAAAAGCAAAACACAAAAAAUAUAUUCAAAAAUUAUGCAAAAGAACAGAAUUUAAGUAUUUAAGCAUAAAAUUAAAUUAAUUAUUAAGUUGUAUAUACAAAUGAAAAUCAUAAAAUUUAAAAAAUAAAAAUAAUAUACCUAAAUAUAUAAAAAGAAAGAAAGUGUACACAAAUUAUAAAAACAACAAAAUAAACAAAUGUAUUAAAUGAAAAAAAAACAACAAAACCAGAGUAUUUUAUUUUUUCCAAAAUGAUUUUUUUUUAAAUUAAACGCAAUAAAAACUUAACGAAAGAUAAAAAUCCAAAUUUAAUUACAAGUACAAAAUCAGCUUUUUUAAAAGCUUUGUUUUCUUAAAAAAAAAGAAAUUUUCAAAUAAUAUUAAAUUGAAUUUCAAAUAAUUUGCAUAUUUAUUAACAGCCAAAUAAAACCAAGGACCAAUUUUUUAUCACAAACUCCUUUCCACAAACAAA
Messenger RNA from Calliphora vicina (urban bluebottle blowfly), 6322 nucleotides. It is a transcript of the gene tna, whose product is annotated as tonalli. Gene Ontology annotation, biological process: regulation of transcription by RNA polymerase II; protein sumoylation. NCBI's taxonomy places the organism in Eukaryota, Metazoa, Arthropoda, Insecta, Diptera, Calliphoridae. Gene Ontology annotation, molecular function: zinc ion binding; SUMO ligase activity. Bases 1182 to 4907 code for a protein of 1241 amino acids. The transcript has 11 exons. Gene Ontology annotation, cellular component: chromatin. The record is from RefSeq and is a predicted model, not a curated record.